Molecule: messenger RNA, 1983 nt
Organism: Ipomoea nil (Japanese morning glory)
Lineage: Eukaryota; Viridiplantae; Streptophyta; Magnoliopsida; Solanales; Convolvulaceae
Exons: 3
Coding region: 956-1744 (262 amino acids)
Source: RefSeq, a predicted model, not a curated record
CUCAUCUCUUCUUAGCGUGUCGCUAAACCACCGAUUCAACUCCCGUCUGAGAUGGUCGGUGCCGAUCGUCGGAAUCCGAAGCGCCCUAGGCCAGCGACGAGGUCGACCGCUGCUCCAGGGUGGGGGCGUCCUAAAGCCCAGUGAUCUUGGUACAAAUGUCAGGGUAGGUGGUGCUAUGGGGGCACGGGCAUUCCUUCGGAGGCUAGAGGCUGAACCGGAUUAUGAGUUGACUCCAAAGGAGGAUGCCCGUUUUCCUAGCAUGACAACUCGGUGUUCUGCUAGGGUCCUUGUCGAGGCGUGUCAGAAGUUUGGGAGACGGCAACAUCGGGCAGUCUGUGAGUUGGGAUUUGGUAAGUUGUUGGACUUGGAGGUUAUGGAGACGCCAGGGCGGUUGGGGCGGUGGUUGUUGCAGAAUUUUGAUCCAAAAACCAUGACCUUACGCUUGGGCAAUGGUGUUUCAGUUGAAAUCCAUGAAGAAGAUGUGGAGGCUAUACUUGGGCUACCUAGGGGUGAGGUGGCCAUCACGAAGCGAGGGAAUAAUGCGGUCAGUGACUUCGUGGUUUCUUGGAGGAGUCAGUUUUCUACAUUGUCGCAUUCUAUUACACCUACGGCGAUUUCUACUGAGAUGGGGUUAUUAGGUGCGGGGUGUGAGUGGUUCCAGUGGAAUUUUACAACCUUGAUGGUUAGCACAUUGAUACGGUGUAUGCACAAUGGGUAUGCCUACCAGAUGAUUUUGGACUCUUGUGAGGAAGUUGAGAGUAUAAAGAAUCUGAAUUGGUGUAAGUUUCUGUUGGAUAGUUUGGUUGAGACACGUGUACAGUGGGUGGCAGAUCCAAAGCAGCGUUUCAUUGGGCCUAUUUUAUUUUUGACGGUGAUAAUAGCUUUGUUUCUAUUAAUUUAUUGUUUUUUUUAGUUAGCGUGUUUGUUUUUAUGUGUGGUCCUUUUUGUUGUGCAUAUGUUUUAUGUGGAACGGGUUGAGUGGAUGCGCAGGUGUGUGCCUAGAGCUGCUCCCGCGUUUAUUGGUUGGACGAGCAAGAUGCUCCGUGAACGGGAGUUUGCUGAGAUCCGUGGUGGGGGGUUUGGGUUUGGGGCUUUGACUCCACGGUUUUGCGAGGUUCCACUACCUGGCCAGCCAAGCGAUGAUCUUCAGAGGGAGGGUGACGGUGUUGAAGGGGGCCCGUCUGUUGGUCCUGUGGAUGAUGAUCAGGGAAAGCCUUUGAUUGACCGGGUUGUUGAGAAGGCAAGGGCUGUGGCACGCUCUGUUUUGGAGUUGAUUCAGGUGAUUCAUGAGGCUAGUGGGGCUAAGUCUAGUACACAGACGGAUAGCCUCAUCCAAGUCCUGAGCGCUUCGCAUUUGAUGCUAGGGAGGGGCUUACAGACGUCUGGUCAAGGUGGGGAUUCUCAGGGGUCUACACAGUCGUUGUUCACGCCGUCUCAAGAUGCUUUUUGGGCUAACCCGGAGAAUGUGCGUGCACUCGGAGAGAUUGAGCGUGCCAUUCAGGAGCGUAAUGCGAUGUUGGACAUUCCGUCUUUUAGCCUCGGGUUGACUCAGGAUUGGCCUUCGCAGCGGUGGGAUGAGGUUGUGGAUGUGGGGCGCCAGUAUGAUGAUGUUGUCGGGGUUGUUGAUGUUGCCCGAGUUGAUCCACCGAAUAUCCGUGUGAGCGAUGUUGAUCCACCUGUUGUUCGGGAGAGAGAUGUAAGUAUUGUCUACAUGCGUAAAAAAAUUAGGAAGUCUGUAAUCUAGGCUAGCUCUCUUGGACUUUUGGGGGUUUUUUGGUUUUGUGUGAUGCUGUCAUUGUGGGUGUAGUACAUGUUUUGUGUAUGGAAGGCAGCUUGUUUUUUUGUUUAGGUGGUUGUGUUGUAUUAGUUGAUUUGUAAGUAUGACAGUGUUUUAGGUUGGUGUGUUAUUUUGUCCUGGAGGCUGUCAAAUUAUGUAAACUCUUGACGGAUAUGCUCUUCAAUUGUAUGGUUUUGGUUGGUUAA